Messenger RNA from Paramuricea clavata, 16143 nucleotides. The record is from the annotation of a GenBank genome assembly. NCBI's taxonomy places the organism in Eukaryota, Metazoa, Cnidaria, Anthozoa, Malacalcyonacea, Plexauridae.
GAAAGCGGAGUGAAAAAACUGGAACAGAUUAGUAAAAACUUACUAAGUAUCGCUUCAAAUCCUGACACAAGAACAGGGCAAGAAAUUGACAGAACAGCGCGAUCAGUGCUAUCCAGUUUGUCUAAGAUUUUAAGCGCAUCACUGUUCACCGGUCAAGACACGAGUAAAAAAGAUGGUUUGUUUUUAAGUUGUUUUUCACUUUUUCUAUAACUUGCUCGUUUAGUCCUUCUGAAUUUGAUCAAAACUUUAUCCACCGAUUUAAUGAACUAUGGUUGACCAACUUGACUGGGUAACCUGGUUUCAAGAAUAUUAUUAGUGGAAUCAAAAUUAAGAAAUAUAGUUUGAUAAUAAGGUUGAUAUUUUCCCUUGUAUUUCAGCCCCAGAGGAAGUAAAACCAAACCUUUACGGUACUCUCUCCAGGAAAGGAUCUGCUUUGGAGAAGGUAUGGGGUUGCUGUAAUUGUAACUUACACUUGAUAGCGUAGUUUUAUUUUUAGUAAUUACGUAAGCAAGCAAGUAAGUAAGUGAGCUAAUUGUCCUUACUAAUCCUUAAUCAAUGCCUGAUCAUCCUUAAUUAGUGUGCUGACCAUCCUUAAUUAGUGUGCUGAUCAUCAUUCAUUAGUGCGCUAAUCAUCCUUAAUUAAUGUACUGAUCAUCCUUAAUUAGUGCGCUGACCAUCCUUAAUUAGUUUGGUGACCAUCCUUAAUUAGUGUGCUGAUCAUCCUUAAUUAAUGUGCUGAUCAUCCUUAAUUAGUGUGCUGAUCAUCCUUAAUUAGUGUGCUGAUCAUCCUUAAUUAGUGUGCUGAUCAUCUUUAAUUAGUGUGCUGAUCAUCAUUCAUUAGUGCGCUGAUCAUCCUUAAUUAGUGUGCUGAUCAUCCUUAAUUAGUGUGCUGACCAUCCUUAAUUAGUGUGCUGAUCAUCUUUAAUUAGUGUGCUGAUCAUCAUUCAUUAGUGUGCUGAUCAUCCUUAAUUAGUGUGCUGAUCAUCCUUAAUUAGUGUGCUGAUCAUCCUUAAUUAGUGCGCUGACCAUCCUUAAUUAGUGUGCUGAUCAUCCUUAAUUAGCGCGCUAAUCGUCAUUCAUUAGUGCGCUGAUCAUCCUUAAUUAGCUAAUUCCAGUGUUUUCUAACGGACCGUAUCACUAACCAAGUUACAGUAUCAGUUCGUAAACCAUAGUGUUAUUCUUUAAAUUGAUGUCAAAAUACGAAAUUUCGGCACACCCCUUGCCAAGAUGGCGGAAAUUGAAGAGCUAGUGGACAUCACUGAUCUAUGCCAGUCCUUUUCUAUUGUUUUUCUCUGCGCGGUUAACACGAAACUGGCUUCACUUUUUAGAUUCGAGAUUUAAAAGUUUACCCUAGUAAAGUUUACCCUGAAUCCUUCAUUGCUUUUUUCUUCAUAGAUCGGCAAGGAGACUCGGCAAGUUGUGGAAGUCUGGGACGAAGCAGUCGAAACAAUCACUGCAGCUAUGGCAAAGAAGAAGCUCUCUGGUGAAAGACCAACUGUAGUGAAAACUCCUAACUUCAAAAUAAAGCUAAGUAAAAGUCGGGAAAAGGAAGGCCGCCGUAUACAUGCAGAAGAUGGGAAGCUCAAUGAGUCAAAACCUUGGAUUUCUUUGCCAAAGUUGUCAAAGUUGCCGUUCUUCAGAAGAAAUGAAAGCGAAAACAUUUUUACUGAGGUUCGACAUAUUUGGAACAUUUAUUAGAAAAUUUGCAUGUGGUUUUAUAGUCGUGGUGUGGAUAAUAACAGUUGGAGAUCGGCUAUUGUUCAGAACAAAAACUCAAAAAGUUUUCAUUUAAAUUAACGGUGUAUUAUUUGAUUAGUACUGUUCAUAAAGCAUAAAAGCGAGAGAAUGAACACAAAUCAUUUUCUUAGCCUCGCUGUGACAAGCAACAAAAUCACAUCACAAGUUUAUAGUAGCAGACAUGUUGCAGAAGAUUCCAUGAAACCAAGAACCAGUUGCAUGGAUCAUUGGCUCUGCUUACCAAAUGUGAAGUAAUGUGAUUUAUUAUGCAGAAAGUGACCAGCAUGAGCUAUCAAGUUGAAUGUAAAUUUUGAAAAAUUUGCCGAUCAUUAGCCAAUGUCCAAGCACAGCCUAUCGAAGAGGAGAUGGCUGUGAAACUCAUUAGAACAACAAUAUAACUUAUUUACUAUGUUAGUCAACGUUUAUUCAUAAAUCUGGUCCUUCACCGUCACGUGUGUAUUGUAUUUUUACCAAAUCCACCAAUAGCAAUUUCCAGUUCCCCUAUUGUUCGAGUCACGGAUAGGUAACUUUCCUAAAACAUUGAUAUUGGUUUGUUGGGCAGAAAUACAAUACGCACGUGACGGUGAAGGACCAGAUUUAUGAAUAAACGUUGACUAACAUAGAUAAUGAGUUAUACUGUUAUUCUAAUGAGUUUCACAGCCAUCUUCCCUUCGAUAGGCUAUGGUCCCAGCACCGAGCAACUGCACAAGUUUAUCGGGCAUUUGUCAGACCCAAGCGAAAUUGUUAUAAUCCAUGCCGCACUUGUUUGAUACUCGAAAGCUACGUUUACACGCAGCGAUUUGUCGUGUACGAUUUUAGAACAGUUUCGAACUGAUAGAGUUAUCCAGUAUAAAUAAAGUUAGUUUAGUACUUUAGUUUAGGUUUCCUCCUGUAGUAAUACUGGACCAAUAAUAGAUGAUCCUUACUGGACCUCUAGGGAGAACAGUUUAGAACGGAUAGAGCUAUCCAGUAGAAAUAAAUUCGGAUUAGCAUAACAGGAUUUAAUUUUUUGGUUUUCGUAUUUUAGGCAAUCUCUUUCGAGAAAAAUCCAUAUACUUGGGACGUCGAGCGUUCACAUUAUAUUCAACCAGCCGUAUUUUCCUUUAACUUUCGAAAUGAAGAUGGCAAAAAGAUGUCCGUUAAAAAGCUUCCGGAAGAUAUUGAAAUCCGACUUCCAAAUAGGAAAGAGAACAUCGUCCACAACCCUUUAAACAACUCUGCAGACAGCGAGGACUUUUUAUUGUACAGUUUUAAGGUUGAUGAGGAUCAUUACGAGGAAGUUAUCAUGAUUGAUAUACGACAUUCGAAGUCAGCAGAUGAAGGAGCUACUUUUUAUCUUAAAUUUGGCGAGGAGGUAAUUGCAAUAUUACUAAUGCUAACUACUAAACUACAACCAUUUUCAAAACUUGUUGGGACACCGUUGUGAUUUUAGAUCUUCAGUGGAUCUAUGUAAAUAUUACAAACAUCCCCCAGCCCUCUCCUCCCCCAUUCAAUGUGUUUACCCGAUCACUCGCCAAAGUAAGAUGCCAACUGAGAACCAAUAUUGGAUGGGGGGAGGGACAAAGUUUGUCAAAAUAAUAUGUAUAGUUGUGGCAUCUGUACCAACACAUUCAAAAAUGAUUGUACUACUGAUAACCAUGCGCAAAACGAGUCCACCAUAAGCUCGAAGACGUACCAUUUUUGACUAACUACCAAGGCUUUAAGAUUCCGAACGAACUAACAGACUAUAACAAACUUACACAGCGAAUAUAAGGAAGGAUAAGUACAAAUUCCCCAUCAGAUCAUAUUGUAAAAUUUGUACCGGGCGUCUGAUAAAAGUUUAACAAUUUUUGAUAUUCUCCACACGAAUAAUGUGAAGAAUAUCCUGGAGCCAGAGGGUAUUUAUUUUCUAAACAAACCUCUGGGCCAGGGUAUGUGAAGAAUGGAUUUAUACAUUUUUACUUUAUACACUUUUAAGGUAUCGCCCACGAACUAUGAUUGUAAAGAUCCACUCUCUGUAAAUAUGACUUGUUUCGACGCCACUGUGCAAAUACACCAUAACGACCAAAGCAGUAUUGUUUUCAUACGAAAUUCUGAGAAAGUGGAGUCAGUCAAGGGUGAAGUUUCUGUUGGUCUGUUGCUAUGUCCAUACGCUCACAAUGAAAACAAACCGUCUACAUGCAACCCCAGAAACCAUACUUACGAAAUUUUCGUACAAACGGUUUCGUGCCGGUAUUGGAAUCAUUCUGAGUCUGAGUGGAGUAAAAAUGGAUGUAGGGUAAGCUGAUGCUUUAUUGGAAAUUCUGCCCCCCCCCCCUGGUUAGAAUUAGCCUUUCUCACGAUGACGAAUAUCCGGCAUCUAAUUCUCGUUAGCCAAUGCAGACAAUUAAAACAAUGUGAAAAGCAAUUUUUCAAAAUAAACCAACCAUUUACAAAGUUACCAUCAUUCGUCCACAAAAUUAUAAAAAGUCGCUGUUAUGUGGACUUAUCUCACAGACUUCGGCUGAAAAGCCACCCAAAAAUGGCGGCGUGAGAAAGGGUAAUUGUAGUUCACCAAAGAUCACAAUAAAGUUUUAUAGAUUUUUUAUAUAUAUUCUCUCAAUCACAGUAUAUAAUCACUCACUUCUCGGUCUCCUACUAUUACUUUUCCUUUUAUCAGUUCUCUCUGCCUAUUUACAGGCCUCACUCAUCUAACUAUAUGCUUAAAGUGCACCUAACCUCAAUUCCUUUUAUCAUCUCAUUCUUAAGAACUUCUAAAAUGAUAUAAUAACGUAUUUUGAAGAUUUUCGUUUGCUCACUUUGUUUGGUGUGCAAAUAUCCGGAAUUUACGUUACAAAUGCAUAAUGACUUAAAGUAAAAGCUUGUAUAUCGUAUUUACUAUCGAGUUUAAUUCAUUAAAAUGAAGUUUGUUUUAUUUGUAUUUGCAAAAUAGUUUUUAAUGUGUUAACAUACUCUUGUAGGUUGGCAAUAAGUCGACACCGUUGCACACAAGUUGUCUAUGCAACCAUCUGACCGCGUUUGGUUCUUACGUCGUGAAACCCAAUCCUCUCAACAAGUUUUCUGCCGAAGAUUUCCGAAAUGGUUAUGUUUGUUUUGUUGUGGUGGCCGUUAUCUUUUGUUUUUAUUUCUUAUUUCUCGUAUGGGCAAGAAAAGCAGAUCGUUCGGACUGUUCUAAGGUAAAGUGAAUGUUUUAUUAUGCUUCCGUAAAUGCCCAUUUACACUUUCGAUUUGUAGUGCGAGUUUCGUCUUGUGAUGUAUGUGAACGAGUAGAUGCGUUAUGAAUGGUCUGAGGAUGCGAACCCUCGUCUGAACAUUCAUAACACAUUCACUCCUUCACAUCCAUCAGAAGAAGAAAAUCGCACCAAAAAUUACUGGAAAUAUUUUGCAUGUGUAAUCUGCCCCACAAUUCCUAUAUGAUACAUUAGGCUGGUAUUCCAAAGGUCGUAGGUUCGAUUCCCACCGUGGUCAGGCAUAUUUUUCAAGCUUGCCCGGUGUGAAUAUACACUCAGAGUAACAUCACAAGCAUCAUAUUCACCUGAGUACAUUACACCAACAAAGGAAAAAAAUAAGAAAAAAAUCAUGAUACAGAAUGUUUGUAUGUCUCAAUUCUAUGCUUAAGUUCUUUCUGUGCCGUGGUGAUCGUACGUUGCUUCACGUAUACAUCAUUCCUAUUAGGUUGGUGUUUGUGCCUUAUCAGACAACGGGCCACAGGAUCGAUACCGUUACGAGGUCGCCAUAUGGACAGGCAUGCGCAGAAAUGCCGGCACUGGUUCCGAAGUAACCAUCAUUCUCUCUGGCGACAAAAACGACUCCGAACCACGGUGCUUGGUCAAUCCGCAAAACCCUAGCUUUACCCGCGCUAGUCUGGAAAAAUUCUUGCUCACUUCAUCUAAGGUGGGUUGAGACAUGGAUAAAUGGAUGAGUACUGUAGAUGAAAAUUGUCAAGUGGAAAUCGGCUCAUUGGGCACACCGGAUGCGAUUCCACAACGCGGCGCGAUUUUUCGAUUUUCACUGACCGAUAACUUUGAUCCUGGUUCAAAGUUUUCAACUAUUUAGAAGCGCUAUAACAUUUUGAGUUAUUUGGUCUACAUAUCUUUUAAAAUUUUCAUUCAUUGGCCGUUUUAUUAACUUUCAAAAACUGAAAAAUCGCGCCGCGUUGUCGAAUUGCGUCUCGACCUUUAGUGUCUGCUUCUGGGUUCGACUGUAAUAAAUAUUUUCAUUUUAGGACAUUGGCAGUUUGUACUGUAUUCGUGUAUGGCACGAUAAUAGCAAGGGUUCGUGGUUCUUGAGUCGAGUGAUGGUCACUGAUUUACAGAGAAACGAGAGGUUUUAUUUCAUUUGUGAUCGCUGGCUUGCUGUUGACGAGGAUGACGGACAGGUAAGAUGAAUAGCGUCGAUAGUGACCCCCCACUCCCUCCUUCCACUUGUCGAUGGUGCAAUGCUCCCCCCUCCUGCAUAAAUGUUAAUCCUGACCUGACCUGACCUAACCUUGGGGGUAUUGUGACCCUCCCUUAGGGGGUGGUGGUGAUUUGAAAUUCGUCGCAAUUUAGAAUUUAAAAUAUUGAUAACUUUCAGGUUGAAAGACUUCUGCCAGUUGCCAGCGACGAAGAGCUCGCUGACUUUCAUCAUUUAUUCUACUCGAAGGCCAAACGAGGCCUCAGUGACUCUCAUCUCUGGGUCUCCGUUCUUAAUCGACCUCCACAAAGUAUAUUCACUCGAGUUCAAAGGCUGUCGUGCUGUUUAUGUAUUUUAAUGACCACCAUGGUCGCCAAUGCUAUGUUUUAUGGGACUCGAAGUGAACCGAAAGCAGACACGACAAAUUAUGUUGGUUCCUAUUCUUUCACUUGGGAUGAGGUAAGCAUAAAGGUUCUACUUGUUUUAUCAUGUCUUCUUUUGCACUGUCAUACCAUGCCAUAUGAUACCAUCCCAUACCAUACUAUACUAUAUCAUCAUAUCAUCAUAUUAUAUCAUUCAUACCAUACCAUGCCAUACUAUAUUAUACCAUACCAUGCGAUACCAUGCCAUGCCAUACUAUACUAUACCUUAUUUAUAAGUAAUAGCAUGGCAUUCAGGUCGAUUAGUGAUUAAAUGUACCCGAAAGCCGAGAGAGGUUUAGUAAAAGUCCCGAGGCGCGUAGCGCCGAGGGACUUUUACUAAACCUCUCGAGGCUUGAGGGACAUUUCAUCACUAAUCGACCAUGAUGCCAUCUAUUACUUUGUAAUAUCAUAGUUGCCGAGGGAAUCGCGCGUGGUGUGUUGCCUGUUUUGAAUGCUGUUUGAUUGUCUUAUGAUUGUGGUACGAACACUUUUCAUAUAUACGCACGCGCAGAAACACAUCUCCGUGUUCAUUCGUUUUAGGCAUGCGCAUAAACGGAAUUUUCUCCCACAAUUGUAAUGUUCAAGAUUAGGGAAUAAAAGCUGGCAAAGUGAUUGUUCGAAUGUGUACGGGACGGUGUCGUCAGAUACUGUCCAUAGUUGUGCCGAUGAUUUUCGAUGAGGUACAGCUCUCCAAUCAGAGGUAAUGAGGUACGAUUAGUAACUAAUCUUACCUCAUUACUAAACAUGAGGUACGAUUAGUAACUAAUCUUACCUCAUUACUAAACAUGAGGUACGAUUAGUUACUAAUCGUACCUGUUUACUCAGGUUGAGGUAAAUGCGACGUUAAUCGUACCUCGUAAGACAAAAGAUUUCGAGCAUUUCGAAAGUGGAGGGGCAUUGACCGAAAGGGGCACUUUUGUAUAUGACCAGAAUCAAACGAUUUUAUGACGUUCACGAGCCGAACGAAAAUUUUUGAAAAUAUGGAGUCUCUCUAACGUCGGAAAUGGCCUUUACAGAGUCUUUACUACUGCGAAAAGGGCAUUUUCUUUCCAGAAAAAGAGGGCGUUUAUUCAAGAAAUACUUUUUUCGUUUUUUAAAUGGGGCAUUUUAGCCUAGAAAAAAGGGCACUUUUUUCACUUUUAAGAAAAGUGGGGGGGCACAUGCCCCCAUUGCCCCCCCGGUUCCGCGGCCCCUGAUGAUAUUACAUACCAUACCACAUCUUAACUUACAAGGCAUACCAUACUGUACCAAACUAUACCAUGCCAUUUUACACCAUAGCAAAUGACAAAAGUAUAAUACUAUCUACACUGCAUUCCACAUUUAUAAUCCGUAUAAUUGUAAGCAGAACGUCGACCAAUGAACGUCGGCGUUACGAGCGAAAGCCCUUCGAAGUUCUCCUUACAUUUUUCUGUUCGUUGUACUGCAGCUGUUUAUAAUCUAUCUGAUUUUUGCGUAGGUGUACAUCGGUGUUGUGAGCUCCUUAAUCGUUGUUCCCGUCAAUGUGAUAAUCCUAAAUAUCUUCCGUAAUGUUCGCCCCAAGUCUCGCAAGACGCGUCCGCAUUCUAAAGCAUCAUCCGUGACAAAUCUCGACUCAGGUUACCGUAACUCCCGCGCGUCCUUUGAGACUCUGGUGGAAUCUUCUGACCAAGAACCCCGAGAGAGUAUAGCAGGCAAUGCAGGGAUGAAUGUGUAUUCUCGAAUACGUUCUGCUGAACUCAAGAAAAAACGAGAUGAAGAACUAUCACGAUGGGCGAGAUUCAAGAGAUGUAUCAUUCCUUCAAGUCUACCACACGGCUUCGUGUAUGUUGGUUGGGCUAUUCUCGUGAUUGUUACCCUAGGUGAGGCAAACUUAUUUGUUUAUACUUCUAUUUAACUCCAGCCUCCUCCGAAGGCAGAUUAUGGGGUUGGGUUUCGGGGGAAAAAAAUUCUAUUCACCCUAACCCUAGAAUUUGAGAUAUCUGUAAAAGAGGCUGAUUUAGCUCUCUGUUAGUUCUAAACUGUUUUCGUAUGGAGGUACGGAAAGGGUCAUCUCAUUUUUAUCCAGUGUUACUACAGGAGGAAACCUAAACGAACUUUAUUUAUACUGGAUAGCUCUAUCACAUGUACUAACCACGUGUUUGUGUUUGUGUUUGUGUUUGUGUUUGUGUUUGUGUUUGUGUUUGUGUUUGUGUUUGUGUUUGUGUUUGUGUUUGUGUUUGUGUUUGUGUUUGUGUUUGUGUUUGUGUUUGUGUUUGUGUUUGUGUUUGAAAAGAGAUUGUUUUUAAAGAUUGUUUGACGAACAUUUAAUAUCUCUCAAAGAGAGUUGCGUAUAGCAGAAAGAUGAUAGUGUACUCUGCCUUGUUAUUGUAUUCUGUCCACCACCAGACGAUUUUACUUGUCAAGGAGACAGUAUUGAUGGGUUAAAUGAAUAAUUUUUAAAAUAUUAUUACAGGUUCAGCGACGGUUGUAAUAUUGUAUGGAAUGCAGUUUGGAAAUGGUCGUUCACUACAAUGGCUUCUCUCGAUCAUGGUUUCAAUUGUCGAAGACAUUUUUAUCCUUCAGCCUCUGAAAGUGCUGAUGUUCGCGCUCGGCUUUGCUCUGCUUGUCAAAAAGCCGGACGAAGGCGAAUUUGAGAUGUUAGGUGAUUAUGAUGAUGAUGAGGUACAACAGGGGGAUAUUUUGGGAUCGCCAAUCCCUGAAAAAAGAGUUCCCGCAUCACCUAGGUUAGUAUAUAUCACUGUUCCCUAUGGCUAGGACUGGAUAGUGCAUCUUUUACCAACUCAGUUUCAGCAGGUAUAAAAUAGAAGUUAUUUUGACGAAUGGGUGCAUUAGAAAAACAUCAUACAUUAUUCACGUCACUUCUCAUCGGGGCAUUUCAGUGACCGCUUACAUCGAGUACUGCAUUACGCUUAUUUAUAUUACUUACGACUAUUUAUCUUUACAACAAUGGACCUUUCCCCUUAUAACUAAAAUUUUGAUCUAGACAAAAAUUUCAUCACAGCUUGAAAGAGCAUCACACAAUUAGUAAUAUUCCAAAGUUUCGUUGCGAAAUGUUAUAAAAUGCGGAUAAUAUAGCCUUGCGAAGUUUGCCGUUUUUCAGUCAUUUUGUAUUACGCAUGGGAAAUUGACAGCCCAAUCGGGUGUUGGAGCAUCAAUUCCCGUUUGUAAUACAAAAUUACUGAAAAUUGCAAAUUUCGAAAGGCUAUAUUAUCCGCAAUUUACAACAUUUCGCAACGAAACUUCGGCGGAAUAUUACUAAUUUUGUGAUGCUCUUUCAAGCUGUGAUGAAAUAUUUUACCACCGAAACCACUGUAUUUUUCUUUUUUCGGACUUUCAAGUUUUAUUUUGCAUUUCAUUUGCCAUGCAUGUAUGAUGACCUGGGCUGUCCAUGUCUUUUUCUAGGUUGCCCGUGCGACCCACAGAAGAACAAUUAGCAGUCAUGCGCAAAGCAAGGAUGAAGGAAAGGAAGAUGUUUUUCCUUAUUCAAGAAAUUAUAGUUCACUUGAUAUUCAUGAUCGUAAUAGCGCUGGUCACAUACGGGCACAAGGAUACCAGAUCUGUCCAUAUGUUUCGACAUAUUGACGAACUUAGUAAAAUGACAGACAAGGUUCGCACGUAGGCCUUUAAGCUUAAUAAACUAACUAGCUCUAUCAGAUCAAGACCAGAACUUAUUCAUCCAGUAUUACUACAGGAGGAAACCUAAACUAAACUAACUUUAUUUAUACUGGAUAGGUCUAUCAGUUCUAAACUGUUCUUCCUAGAGGUCCAGUAAGGAUUGAUCCAGUAUUACUACAGGAGGAAACCUAAACUAAACUAACUUUAUUUAUGUUGGAUAGCUCUAUCUAUUCUAAACUGUUCUUCCUAGAGGUCCAGUAAGGAUCAUCUCUUAUUGAUCCAUUGUUACUACAGGAGGAAACCUAAACUAAACUAACUUUAUUUAUAUUGGAUAGCUCUAUCAGUUUUAAACUGUUCUCUCUAGAGGUCCAGUAAGAGCCAUCUCUUAUUGAUCCAGUGUUACUACAGGAGGAAACCUAAACUAAACUAACUUUAUUUACUGGAUAGCUCUACCAGUUCUAAACUGUUCUUCUUAGAGGUCCAGUAAGGAUCAUCUCUUAUUUGAUCCAGUGUUACUACAGGAGGAAACAUAAACUAAACUAACUUUACUUAUACUGGAUAACUCUGUCAGUUACAAACUGUUCUUCCUAGAGGUCCAGUAAGAAUCAUCUCUUAUUGAUCCAGUGUUACUACAGGAGGAAACCUAAACUAAACUAACUUUAUACUGGAUAGCUCUAUCGGCACUAAACUGGUUCUUCCUUCGUCUUUUCGUUUCUAGAUUACUAAUUUCACACAUUUCUGGAACUGGUCACGAAUUGUGUUAGUACCGAAAGCGUUCCCUGAGAAACUCUACAAUGGUCGGUACGUGCCCAGUUAUGGCUUCUUUGACGAUGGUUAUAACAAUCUCAUCUCAAAAGCAAGAAUGAGACUUUUGAGAGUAAACAAUGGUAUGUAACAUAUUAUGUAUGGGUUAUAGCGUUUUUGGAUACUGUACCAUACAGAUACCAAACCAUAGCAUACCUCACCAUACGGUACCUCACCUUAUCUCACCUCGCCUUACUUCAUCUAAAUGAUAUGCCAUACCAUACCAUACCAUGCCAUACGUUACCAUGCCAUACGUUACCAUACCACACCAUACCAUACCAUACGUAAGUUGUUACCAUACCAUACCAUACGUUACCAUACCAUACCAUACGUUACCAUUACAUACGUUACCAUACUAUACUAUACCAUACCAUACGUUACCUCACCUUAUCUCACAUUACCAUAACAUACGUUACCAUACUAUACUGUACCAUACCAUACCAUACCAUACGUUGCCAUACCAUACUAUACCAUACGUUACCAUACCAUACCAUACGUUACAAUGCCAUGCGUUACCAUACUAUACCAUACCAUACUAUACCAUACUAUACCAUACUAUACCAUGUCAUACUAUACCAUACUAUACCAUACCAUACCAUACCAUACCAUACCAUACCAUACCAUACGUUACCAUAUCAUACCAUACCAUACUCCACCAUACCAUGCUUUACCGUACUUCACCUUAUGAUACCAUACCGGACCGGACGUUACCAUACUAUACCAUACUAUACCAUACCAUACCAUACCAUACUAUACCAUACUAUACCAUACCAUACCAUACCAUACCAUACCAUACCGUACCAUACCAUACGUUACCAUACCAUACCAUACCAUACCAUACCAUACCAUACCAUACCAUACCAUACCAUACUCCACCAUACCAUGCUUUACCGUACUUCACCUUAUGAUACCAUACCGGACCGGACGUUACCAUACCAUACCAUACUAUACCAUACCAUACCAUAGCAUACUAUACCGUUCUCUACCAUACCAUGCCAUAUGUUAAUCAUAUUAUACCAUACCUUACCGUACUUCACCUUAUGAUACCAUACAGGACCGGACGUUACCAUACUAUACCAUACCUCACAUAAUUCAAUCUCGACGCAAGACAAUCUCGACUUGCAGAACGCUUUUGUAAACAAUAAGUAAAUUUAUCAAAAACAUUCCAGUAUAUGAGAUAAAAAAAUUUCCUGCGAAGAUAUUUUGUCAAAAAUUUCCUGACAGCAGUGCAGACAUUUUCCAGCAAUAUGUUCCACGAUCAUGAUUUUGCCCACUGUUCUUCAUACCAUCUAGUCAAGACACUCGUGGUUUUAGAUAUAUCCGCGCAUUUAUGUGAACUGCCUAAUCAAUGUAUUCAUGCACAUACAACAAUAUUUUUUCGUUGAAGACAAUUGCAUGGUGGCAGACGAAUUCAAAGGUAAAAUAGGCGAGUGUCUUAAAGAUUACUCCAUCUUCAAUCAAGACGAAGUGUGUUACCAUUCCAACUGGACCGGUGUUGUGAAAGGCCAGGAAAAGGAUCGUUGGUGUUUUCAAGACUGGAAAGAUCUAGAUGGUUAUCCAACCUUGGGUAUUUUUAACUCAUACAGUGGUAGUGGUUACAUCAAAGAGUUACGACCAGGUAAACUAACUAUGAAAACAACAUCUCCAACAACAUCUCCUUUUUUUUAAAGUACUAAAAAUUGACGUAAAUAACAGUAACAAUCUAACUGUAGUAUUCUUAAUAUGUAAACUCAGACGUUUGCUUUGAGUAUUGAAAUAAAGACUCUUAUUGUUAUUAUUAUUUUAACCGAGGGUUAGCAUUAACCCACCUUUAAACAACCGGCCCCAGGAGGUUUAGGGUGUGGUGAAAGCCUUUGGCGUACGAAGCAGGGGUGGCUGGGGGCUGGAGGCAGGGUUUUAUCAGGCAGAUUCUACUUGAAAGUUCGCCUCGGUAUAGUCACAGAAUAGAAAGUUAUACCAGAAGCGUAACUUGAGCAAAUAUUUGUCCGCGUUUUUACAAGCGAUUCGUCAUCAAUCACGCCAUCCUGGCUAGUACAACCGGCACUUUGUACCUACCAAAUCCUGAUAAAAACUUCCGGCUGUACUAGCCAGGAUGGCGUGGCCUGACGUGAGCGAGUUAAAAUUUUCGUGGACGUCAAACAAUAAGGGAAACGACUAGAGUUACGCUUCUGGUAUAACUUCCUAUUCUGUAGUAUAGUGUAGUUUGUCAUGAUAUUAAUGUUGAGAUAUUAAUGUUUAGUUAGAAAAACUGAAUGACAAAUUGAAAUUUAUUUCAUAUAGUGUAAACAAGGUCUUAAACGUUGUGCAUUUUUUCUCUGUUAGGAGAUGACAACAAUGCAACUGUCAACGAACUGGAAUCAACUCAUUGGCUGGACAAACAGUCCCGAGCUCUGUUCGUGGAAAUGACUAUAUACAAUGCUAACGUUAAUCUUUACACAUCAAUAACUCUUCUCUUUGAGUUUCCAGAAUUUGGAGGAAUUUUCUACUUCCGAAACAUAAUCCCCAUGCGCCUCAAAUUGUAUGUUGGCGGUUUCGCGUUUUUCAUCUUCGCUUGUGAGAUGGCUUUCGCGUUGUUCGUCCUGGGCUACUCUUACGUGGCAUUGAAGAAAUUAUAUCAUCACAAAAUGGCGUACUUUAAGAACUUUUGGAAUAUCAUGGAUUUUUCUAUUUUGAUGAGUUCGUUCGCCGCUAUUAGUGUCUAUGUUUAUCGUUUGGGUAUUACGACAAAAUUAAUGCGAGCAGUUCAAGAUCGUGAUGGCGAGUUCGUGAAUUUUCAGUACGUCACGUAUUGGAAUGAGGUAUGGUCACUGACCUUGAAAUAUUACUGGAUUGAGAGCACGAAUGAAAACCCGUGAGCUACAAUCUUGGACACAACUGGAUGAGACUAGCUUUCCCCUUAUACAAAAUUCUCAUACCCCUUAUGAUAAAGUCCAUGUUGAAUCGUGUUGAGCUGCUUACACCCGCGCUCCCCCAACUCAAUGUUGAGCUUUGUAUCAUGGUAAAUUACCAAAAGUUGUUUCGGCGUUGUUUACAACAUUAGAGACCUUACGAUUUUAGGACGGCAACGCGACGACGACGACCAAAACAAACUCCUUCAAAUAAAUGGUAGUAAAGAUAAUUCGUCGUAUAUUAUCAAUCGUAUGAAUUUAAUACAGUCUUGGAAGUUUAAGACAUGGGUUUUAUGGUUGGGAAGAGUUCUGCUAAACCCAGUUUGAAGUUGCACUUGUUGUGGCUUGAAAUGCAGCCAUUGUAUCAAGACGUGAAAAUCUGUGAUUUGGCGUUGUAAACAGAGCGAGGAUAAUGUCUAAAUUAUUCAUAUAUUGUAAUUUUUCAAUUCUUUUCAAUGAUUUAUUGUAUUGGUAGCCGUUGCCGUCGCGUUGCCGUCCUAAAAUCGUAAGGUCUCUAAUGAACUGGAGGAGAGGGUGACGAAGUUUGCGUUGUCAAUUUGCGCUAACUUUGCAAUAUUGGUUGGAAUGGUCUCAAGGGUUUUGUCCAAGAUUAUAGUGCACUCUAUAUAUGUCUGGAGUGAGAACUCCGUCCUUUGUGUCCUGCUUGUGAAUUAUUAACAAUCUUACCUAAACCCUAACCGUAAACCCUAACCAAAAAAUAAGUUGUUUUUAUUCCACUAGAUAUUGAGUUAUAUUAUGGCGCUGGUGGUUUCCUUGACAACAGUGAAGCUGACGAAACUGAUGCGUUUUAAUCUGCGUGUCUCGUUAUUUGGUAAAACCCUCCAAGAUGCGAAGCCUGCGUUGGCCGGGUUUAGCAUCCAAUUCGGAAUCGUGUUUUUCGCUUACGUGAUGGUAGGCGUGCUGGUAUUUGGUUAUAACGUGUCGCAGUUCAAGUCGAUCGUGUCAGCGAUGAUGGCACUUGGCCGCGUGAUCCUGGGCAAGAGUCAGUUUAUUGAACUGUUCUCGGCAGACCCCAUAAUUGGUCCAUUGUUUUUCUUCACGUAUGUCACGUUUGUGUGUUGGAUUUUGGUCACAAUGGUCGUCGCAAUUCUCACAGAUUCGUACCACGAGGUCCAAGACAGAUGUUUCGGCAUGAGCAACGAGUACGAGAUGGUUGAUUUCAUUCUUGCAAGGCUCCGCGCCUGGUCUGGCUUUGGCGGCAAGAAAAAGGUGUGUACAGUAUCUUUUGAGAUGGUGGUAGCAUGGCCAGAUUUGGGGGGGGGGGAGGGUGAACGGUGCACCUCAAGUCCUCCCCUGUGAUAUUUGCACCUCCCUUUGAAAUGGAUCAAAUGGUGGAUCAGAGUGUCCUCAUAUCACCUUCAAUUACCCUCUCAUUUUCAAUUAUUUAUUUUUUCCCAACAGAGUCGGAUUCCCGCAAAUCAAAGAUGGCGUAAAGCUGGAAUAAAAGCCAAAGCGGCAGCAACCCUUGGACGUCACCGCUCCUACAAACAAAGCGCUGAAAAUAUCGCGUUUGAGAAAACAGGAGAUCUUAUGGAGAGGUUUGAGGAUAGUAUCAAAUCUCUUGAGAAAAAAGUCAACAAGUUGUGCGUAGGAGUUCAGUAGAGAAUUCUGAACUGUACUGCAUAUAUAGACUGUAGUUAAUGAGUUGAUGAACUCAUUCUCAGGUUUUUAAGAUAUUUGAAAAUUGAAUUGUUGUAGUAGCACUUUAUAAGUGACAGAAACAAACACCGCACGGAGGGAAAGUUCCUUCUACAUUUUUGUGUCGUUGUGAGGAAAUAAAAUAGUGUUUAUUUAGAAUUUAUGAGGAAAUAUUUAAAAGGAACUUUCUAUUUGUAAAUAGUGGAAGAAAGUAAUUCGAUGGGUUCUUUGUAGCAAUAGUGCCCAGGUAUUGGAAUGUUUCAUUGUCGUUUCAUUGUUUUGAAAAUUUCACUGUUCUCCAUUGGCAAGUACUGACAAUUUGGAGGCUUAGCCUACCCAGAGAGAACGGCUUAGCCUACCCAGAGAUAACGGCUUAACCUACCCAGAGAUAACGGCUUAACCUACCCAGAGAUAACGGCUUAACCUACCCAGAGAGAACGGCUUAGCCUACCCAGAGAUAACGGCUUAGCCUACCCAGAGAUAACGGCUUAGCCUACCCAGAGAUAACGGCUUAACCUACCCAGAGAUAACGGCUUAGCCUACCCAGAGAUAACGGCUUAACCUACCCAGAGAGAACGGCUUAGCCUACCCAGAGAGAACGGGUAGUAGAGUAGACACUCGGUCAUCAUUCAAUGCACUUUAGUUCAUUACAGAUUACAUCUCAU